CUUCAAAACUAUAUCUUUUUAUUUUUCUGGUUAUGGUUUAAAAUUUUUUGUUUUUUUUAAGGAUGUCUAAAGGUACGGGGCCCUUGUCAAAGUUAUAUAAUGCCACCAUUAGUGCUGUAGAAAAGGUUGUUCCAAAUGCAAUGCAGCCACUUUGGCAAUCUCCGGCAGGUCCCCGAACUGUGUUUUUUUGGGCACCAGCGUUUAAAUGGACCUUGGUGCUGGCAGGUCUAAGUGAUACGCUAAAUCGUCCUCCUGGGAACAUCUCCCUUAACCAGUGUGCCUCCCUGGCGGUCACUGGUUUAAUUUGGUCCCGCUACUCAGUUGUUAUAACACCCAAAAACUAUAGUCUUCUGGCUGUCAAUUUAGGCGUAUUUUGUAUCCAAGGUUACCUAGUGAUAAAGCAUCUUAGAUGGCGGAGUGAGAAUUCCCGGAAUGCGGUGUUCAAUCAUAAUAACUAUCCUAUCAAAUCAGAAGAUGAAUGGUAACAAGCCUCUGGAAGUAUGGACUAUGUUGAAUGAUAAAAUACGGAUGAAUAAAUGCUGAAAUAAUA
This is a messenger RNA of Drosophila suzukii, 550 nucleotides long. RefSeq names its product mitochondrial pyruvate carrier 2. The record is from RefSeq and is a predicted model, not a curated record. Lineage: Eukaryota; Metazoa; Arthropoda; Insecta; Diptera; Drosophilidae. Gene Ontology annotation, molecular function: pyruvate transmembrane transporter activity. Gene Ontology annotation, cellular component: mitochondrial inner membrane. Gene Ontology annotation, biological process: pyruvate import into mitochondria.